AUGAAGCUGGAGCCCGGCAUGUCGGCCCUCGUCACCGGCGGCGGCUCCGGCAUUGGGAAAGCGCUUUGCAUUGCUCUUGCGCACAAGGGUCUAUUUGUGACUGUCGUCGAUUUCUCUGAAGAACACGGAGGACAAGUUGCGUCAUUGGUUCAAAAGGGAAGCAGCCAGAUUCAUGGAGAUUCUAAAGUUCCAUAUGCUAUGUUCAUCAAGUGUGAUGUUACUGAUGCAGAUGCUCUUGCUGCUGCUUUUGGGAAACAUGUAAACUUGUAUGGUGGAUUAGAUGUCUGCAUCAACUGUGCUGGAUUUGUCAACAAAUCCUUAGUUUAUGAUGAUACAUCCAAUGGAACCAAGACAUGGAGGCGUGCUGUAAAUGUGAACCUUGUUGCUGUUAUUGAUGGUACUCGCAUUGCAACUCAAAUGAUGCGUGCACAGAAGAAGCCUGGUGCCAUAAUAAAUAUUGGUUCAGUUGCUGGCUUAUACCCUAUGCACUAUGAACCCAUAUAUAGUGGGACAAAAGGUGGUGUGAUUAUGUUUACAAGAUCACUUGCUCCAUUAAAACGGCACGGCAUUCGUGUCAAUGUGAUCUGCCCUGAGUUUGUCCAAACAAAUAUGGGAGAACAAGUAAACCGCGUAUUAGUAGAUGCGCUUGGUGGGUUUUUGAAGAUGGAGGAUGUUAUUAAUGGUGCAUUUGAGCUUAUAGAAGAUGAGAGCAAGGCUGGUGCCUGCCUUUGGAUAUCUAAAAGGAGAGGCAUGGUGUACUGGCCAACAUCAGAGGAAGAAAAGAAGUAUUUGGUGUAUGCCACAAAGUCAAAAAUGACAGUAACAAAGAAUAGAUUCCCCAGCAUCCAGACACCUGAAUUCUUCGAGAAGAUAACGGUUCACACGCUCAGCCAUAAUUUCCGCAAUGCUACAAGAAUUGAUCGUGUGCGGCUGAGAUUGCCCAUGGAACCACAUAGUGCUCUUGUUAAAAUAAUAUACGCUGGUGUAAAUGCUAGUGACGUGAACUUCACUUCUGGCCGUUAUUUCAGUGGUAAUGCUAAAGAAGCUUCUGCACACCUUCCAUUUGAUGCUGGUUUCGAGGCUGUGGGAAUUGUUGCUUCUGUUGGAGAUUCGGUGAGACAUAUCAAAGUUGGCACUGCUGUGGCCCUUAUGACCUUUGGGGGCUAUGCCGAAUUUACAGUGGUUCCAGCCAAACAUCUUCUUCUGGUGCCAAGAUCAGACCCCGAAGUAGUUGCUAUGCUAACAUCAGGAUUGACUGCUUCAAUUUCUCUUGAAAAGUCAGGUCAAAUGACAUCCGGACAAGUUAUUUUAGUUACAGCUGCUGCUGGUGGGACAGGACAGUUUGCUGUUCAGCUCGCUAAACUAGCUGGCAACAAGGUUAUUGCCACAUGUGGUGGCGGGAAUAAAGCUGCACUUCUGGCUUCAUUAGGGGUUGAUCGAGUCAUCAACUACCAACAUGAAAAGAUAAAAGAUGUUCUGAACAAGGAGUUUCCAAGAGGUGCAGAUAUAGUUUAUGAAUCUGUAGGCGCUGAAAUGUUUGACUUGUGUUUGAAUGCACUUGCUGUCCGUGGACGCCUCAUUGUAAUUGGUAUGAUCUCUCAGUAUCAAGGAAAGGAUGGAUGGAUGCCACGGAAUUACUAUGGAUUGUGUGAGAAGAUUCUUGGAAAGAGCCAAACUGUGGCUGGAUUUUUCCUGAUUCAAUAUGCCGAUCUGUGGCAAAAACACCUUGACAAGCUUUUCGAUCUGCAUGCGUCUGGGAAGUUAAAGGUUUCCCUUGACCCCAAGAAGUUCGUAGGUGUUGCUUCUGUGGCAGACGCAGUAGAACAUCUCCAUUCUGGCAGGAGCGUUGGCAAGGUGGUUGUCUGCAUGGAUCCAGCAUACAGUCAGACCCUGGCUAAGCUAUAG
Triticum turgidum subsp. durum (durum wheat) is the source of this 1905-nucleotide messenger RNA. Lineage: Eukaryota; Viridiplantae; Streptophyta; Magnoliopsida; Poales; Poaceae. The record is from the annotation of a GenBank genome assembly.